AUGCCACUCCACCAACCCAUCUCGCUGGGCGCUUGGUUGUAUAUAAAAGCGCACGGCAGCACAAGCACAGCAGCAACCCCAGCCCCCGCUAAGCAUCAGCCUUCUACCUCCUCUGCUUUGCAUUCCUCCUUCCAGUUCCAACCGCAAUCAAUGGCUGCCAUGAAGAUCACCCUCCUUGCCGUGGCCGCAAUCUCGGCACUCUUACUAGGCACCGCAUCGGCGGCGACCUACGGUGUCGGCGAGCCGGGCGGUUCGUGGACCCUCAACACCGACUACAGCAACUGGGUGUCCAACAAGAAGUUCCACCCGGGUGAUGAGAUCGUCUUCAAGUACUCGACCCCGGCGCACGACGUGGUCGAGGUGAGCAAGGCCGGCUACGACUCCUGCAGCACCGACGGCGCCAUCAACACCUUAACCUCCGGCAACGACGUCAUCUCCCUCAACGCCACAGGCACUCGGUACUUCAUCUGUGGCGUCCCUAGCCAUUGCAGCCCCACCGCCGCUGCCAGCAUGAAGGUCACCAUCGAAGUGGUGCCGGGUGCCUCCUCGCCAUCGUCACCCAUGCCGGCCGCGGGUCCCGGCGCGACCAACCCGCCGCCGCCCUCCUCUACCGCAACCUCCGUCGGGGCCGCAGCAGGAUUUGGCCUCGUCGCCCUACUGGCGGCCGGUCUCAUGGCUUAA
Triticum turgidum subsp. durum (durum wheat) is the source of this 681-nucleotide messenger RNA. The record is from the annotation of a GenBank genome assembly. Lineage: Eukaryota; Viridiplantae; Streptophyta; Magnoliopsida; Poales; Poaceae.